UGGAUUGUGCCACAAAGACACGCAUAAAUGCCCGCAUAUGUCCCAAAAAUUCAAUUAUCCGGAAUCUUUGUUCGGGACUUUCCUAAAACAGCAGUCUCCCCGGACUCUUACUACCCCACAUUUCAAUAGGUGCCACACGGCCAUGUUGCAAUUUGCGGACUAUCUCCAAAAAGCCAUACAUACAUGCAUCCAACCCCACGAUCAAACAUCAUCAGUUGCCUCAAGAAUACACACAGCAGCUACCACCAUGUCGUCCUUAAUGAAUUCACUAGAUAUUGACUCUUUGCUCGAAGAAUUGACACUUGAAGAGAAGAUCUCUCUUCUAGCCGGGUCCGAUUUCUGGCACACGGUUCCGAUUGAAAGAUUGGGUAUUCCCUCUGUCAGAACCUCCGACGGGCCCAACGGAAUUCGUGGAACCAAGUUUUUCAACGGAAUUCCUGCCAACUGUUUCCCAUGCGGAACAGCACUAGCUUCUUCGUUCAAUAGAGAGCUCUGGCGAGAGGCAGGCAAAUUGAUGGCCGAGGAAGCCAAAGCGAAGGCUGCCCACUGUAUCCUAGGUCCCACCUGUAACAUCGUUAGGUCGCCUGUAGGUGGCAGGUGUUUCGAGAGUUUCUCAGAGGAUCCGUUUUUGUCAGGAUUCGCAGCCUCCAACAUCAUCAGUGGAAUCCAAAAAGAAAAAGUGCUAGCAUGCAUCAAGCACUUUGUGUGCAAUGACCAGGAAGAUGAAAGGAAAGCCGUUAAUACGGUGGUAAGUGAACGGGCAAUGAGAGAGAUUUAUCUCAAACCAUUCCAGAUUGCUCUUAGAGAAGCCCAGCCCAAGGCAUUGAUGACUGCGUACAACAAGGUGAACGGCACUCACUGCUCGGAGUCACAGUACCUUCUCCAAGACAUUCUCAGAGAUGAGUGGAAAUGGAACGGGUUGGUUAUGUCGGAUUGGACCGGCACCUAUUCUAUCAAGGAUGCGCUUGAUGCUGGUUUGAACUUAGAAAUGCCCGGUCCGACACGAUUUAGAGAGGUUAUACCCGUCAGGCACGAGGUGUACACCAACAAAAUACAUAGGAAGGUGAUCGAUUCCAAUGUCAGACAAGUGUUGCAAUUUGUGAACGAUUGUAUGGAUGCUGGCAUUCCAAAAGAUGCAGUUGAAUCUCCCCACAACACUCCUGAGGCCUCUGCGACCCUCAGAAAGAUUGGGGGUGAAACGAUUGUAUUGUUGAAAAACGAAAACGACGUAUUGCCAUUGCACAAUAAAACCGAAAAGCCCCAGAAAAUCGCAAUUAUCGGUCCAAAUGCAAAAGUUGCCCAAGAUUCGGGGGGAGGCUCCGCUGCCAUGAAUGCCUCUUACAAGGUGACUCCAUUCGAAGGAUUCAGAUCUAAAAUCGAAGAAGGGGAUGGAUCAGUUAGCUUGGAUUAUUCUCUCGGAUGCUAUCUUGAUCGUAAUCUUCCCGAUAUUGGGCACCUACUUCGGGAUGAUGAGGGAAAUCCUGGAGUUACUGCAAAGUUCUACAAGAAGCCAAGAACCGGGACCUCUGAUGACAACAGGGAGUUAUUCGAGACUUUCCACUUCAAAAGUACGAGAUUUUACCUUUCGGACUUCAAAAGCAAACACUUGAAGCCUGGUGAAUUAUUAUUUUAUACUGAUUUUACAGGGACUUUUGUCCCAGAAGAAACUGCCACUUAUGAGUUUGGAUGCUCGGUCUUGGGUACUGCCCAGAUAUUUGUUGAUGACAAGUUGGUGGUCGAUAAUAAAACCCAUCAGGUUGCUGGAGAAGACUUCUUUUUAGGUAUUGGAACAAGACAGGAACUAGGCUCAGUUGACUUGGAGAAAGGACGAGAAUACAAAAUUAGGGUAGAGUUCGGCUCCGGAGCCACAUACACCUUAUCCAGCCAAUAUUCCGAAAGAGGUGGAAUAUACUUUGGCGCAAGAAUCAAGACCACGGCUGAAGAGGACCUCAUGAGCGCUGUUGAAGUUGCAAAGUCUGCGGAUAAGGUUGUUAUUUUUGUUGGUCUUUCGAAAGAGUGGGAAUCGGAAGGAUUUGAUCGUCCCAACAUGGAAAUUCCUGGUUACACUAAUCAGUUAAUUAGUGAGAUUGCAAAGGUUAACCGUAACGUCAUUGUGGUCAACCAGUCAGGCUCUCCUGUGUCUAUGCCAUGGAUCGAUAACGUUGCAGGUUUAGUUCAAGCUUGGUAUGGAGGAAACGAACUUGGAAAUGCCAUAGCCGAUGUUUUGUUCGGGGAUGUUAACCCUUCUGGAAAAUUGUCCAUGACUUUCCCCAAGAGGUUAGAGGACAAUCCUUCUUUCCUUAAUUAUGGUUCCACUAAUGGGCGUGUGAUUUACGGAGAGGAUAUAUUUGUUGGGUAUAGAUACUAUGAAAAAGUUGGAAGAGAGGUGUUAUUUCCUUUUGGAUACGGGUUAUCAUACACCACUUUUUCCCUCUUCAACUUGAGGGUAAAGGUUGAGGAAAGGGACUUGAAAGUCAGCGUUUCCCUUAAAAAUACCGGAAGCAGAAAGGGUGCUGAAGUAGUUCAAGUGUAUGUGGCACAGGAUAAGCCUAACAUCAUUAAACCCGUAAAGGAAUUGAGAGACUUUACCAAAGUUACUUUAGAUCCAGGUCAAGAAAGAGAGGUUUAUUUCACAAUUCCACUUAAUGACGCAACAGGGUAUUGGAAUACCUACAGCGAGUCAUGGGAAUCCGAUGCAGGUGCUUAUAAAGUACUUGUUGGGAGUAGCUCAAGGGAUGCCGAUCUACUGCAAGGAUUCUCGAUCGAAAAAUCCUCGUCGUGGCUUGGGCUUUGAGAAAACUAGAAUUUGGUGAGUCACCUUUCUGAGGAAUGCCUGAUAUGUUCUGACCCAUAGGGAUUAUCUAUGGAACUUGAAACAUUACUCUCCAAAUAUACAUGGAUAACGAGCUGAUUCAUAUUAUUCUUGAUUUCGGAAGAACUUCUCUAUUCUGCUAGUCAAUCGUGCAUUUUAGAUUUUACAUACUGUGUCAACUGUCUCGGCUAGCAAUUUCUCCGACAUCUGAAAGUAACCAGCUGUGUCUGUUUUCAACUGAGGAUGCAGUUUUUACAGUAUGUUUCCCAUGGUUUUUGUCAUUUUGAUUGCCGGAAUGAUAUCCAAAUAAGGAUUAGAUUUACAUCAUUCUGGGCUUUUCGCAGCUGUUUCUACGGUUGCGAAAUGAAGUCCUGAUAAUUCUGCGAUUACUCGUUUGAACGAGUGUAGUUCUUCAACUGGUUUUUUAGCAAUAUAACUUCAAAAUAGAUAAACCCAC
Suhomyces tanzawaensis NRRL Y-17324 is the source of this 3269-nucleotide messenger RNA. RefSeq names its product beta-glucosidase. Gene Ontology annotation, biological process: glucan catabolic process. Gene Ontology annotation, molecular function: beta-glucosidase activity. Lineage: Eukaryota; Fungi; Ascomycota; Pichiomycetes; Serinales; Debaryomycetaceae. The record is from RefSeq and is a predicted model, not a curated record. The transcript has a single exon. Bases 248 to 2794 code for a protein of 848 amino acids.